CGGCGGGCGGGGGCGGGGGGGCGUGACCGGCGGCGCUGCGAGCGGCUUGUUGUGCGCUGCGGAGCCGUUCGCCUCCCGCUGCACGGCCGCGCCGAACCGCAGCGAGAUACGUUAUAAGAUGUCUAAUGGUUAUGAAGAUCACAUGGCUGAAGAUUGCAGAGAUGACAUCGGCAGAACAAAUCUCAUUGUGAACUACCUCCCCCAGAACAUGACGCAGGAUGAGCUGCGGAGCCUCUUCAGCAGUAUCGGCGAAGUUGAAUCUGCAAAGCUGAUUCGGGACAAAGUUGCAGGACACAGCUUAGGCUAUGGUUUUGUGAACUACGUUACUGCAAAAGAUGCAGAAAGAGCAAUAAACACACUGAACGGCCUCAGACUGCAGUCAAAAACUAUCAAGGUCUCCUAUGCUCGUCCAAGUUCUGAAGUUAUCAAGGACGCUAAUUUAUACAUCAGUGGGCUCCCGAGGUCGAUGACACAGAAGGAUGUAGAAGAUAUGUUCUCACGUUUUGGACGCAUCAUCAAUUCCCGUGUGCUCGUGGAUCAAACCACAGGUUUAUCCAGAGGGGUCGCAUUUAUCCGGUUUGACAAAAGGUCAGAAGCAGAAGAGGCAAUUACAAAUUUCAAUGGUCACAAACCCCCAGGUUCCUCCGAACCCAUCACGGUGAAGUUUGCAGCCAAUCCCAACCAGAACAAAAACGUGGCACUGUUGUCCCAGCUGUGUCAUUCACCAGCGAGGCGGUUCGGAGGGCCGGUCCACCACCAGGCGCAGAGAUUCAGGUCAGCAGAGAAUCAGGAUCUGCCACCGCCAUGUCCUUGGCAGAGAGCAGCACGUGUACCGCAUUUAAGUGGUUUGCAUAUCACCAGUGGUACACCACAGUUUGGGAACCCCUGGUUCUCUCCUAUGGGUGUAGAUCACAUGAGUGGGCUUUCUGGUGUAAAUGUUCCAGGAAACGCAUCUUCUGGCUGGUGUAUCUUCAUCUACAACCUUGGUCAAGAUGCUGAUGAGGGAAUCCUCUGGCAGAUGUUUGGCCCCUUUGGUGCGGUUACCAAUGUGAAAGUUAUUCGGGAUUUCAACACCAACAAGUGCAAAGGUUUUGGUUUUGUGACCAUGACAAACUAUGAAGAAGCUGCAAUGGCCAUAGCAAGUCUUAAUGGCUACCGCCUGGGGGACAAAAUCUUACAGGUUUCCUUCAAAACCAACAAGUCCCACAAAUAACUUGCUCGUGCUUUUUGUAUGGAAUAGAUAAUGGAGUGACAGAAGUUGAAACAUUUUUGUUAGUGUAAAACUCAUUUUGCGCCAAUUUUCACAAGUGUUUGUCUUAGUCUAAAUGAGAAGUGGAAAAGGUUUUAUAUUCUGGGAUGCAACUGACAUGUUCAAAUGUUUGAAAUCCCACAAUGUUAGACCAAUUUUAAGUUGCUUUAAGUUAUUUCAUUUAAAAACAUGUUAAAAAAUAAUAAUAAUAACAACCCCCUGAAAUCUGAAGUAGAUUGCAUUUAACUAGACCCUCUGGAUGGUGGUAAAAUUGGAGCAUGCUUUCACUUAUGAGACUAACAUUUGUUCCAUUGAAUGUUGUCUGCAAAAACUGGAAUCUCUUCUAAAAACUAUCAGGCUGAAUUAAUGGAUUUGCUUGUUUCUCAUGUUGUUGUUUUUCUCACCCAUUCUCCUGACCCCUCUGCCCCCCCCCCCAACUCACUGGUAUGGAAGAAAAGUUGAGAAAUACUAAUGUUUUAGUUGACAGUAAAUUUGUUUUGCCGAUUAAUACUCAUUGCUACGUGUCGUUGAGGAUUACGCUUUAUAAAGUCGAGGUCUUGUAAGUAGUAGCAUGCCAGCAUAACUUUUAACACCAUUGGUGAGGUAAGUUGCACACCGAGCGGUGGCCCAGCUGUCAAAUUGAAAGGUUUUAGCAACAUUUCCUUUUAAAGCCCAACAUUUUUAAUAGGAACGGACCAAAGAGUUUCAAAGAAACUCCGGGAAGAUUUCAGAGUCAAAAUGAAACUCCACAAAAGUGUGAAUAUGUGUCGCUACGUUAUCAAACUGAAUCUCUUCUGUCCAGAUAUUUAAUGCAUGGUGCACUACUUACUGGUACAUUAUAACGCAGCAAGAUACUCGUUUUCAAAGAUCAUUAUAGUCUGAAUUCCUUUGGUAGUUCUAUUUUGUAAAGAAAAAAAAAAUUGUAAACAUUUGAGCAUUGUAUUUCUCGCAUCCCUUCUAAUGAGUGCUAGAUUUUUCUAUUUUAAUAGGAUUUUGUUUUGACAACUAGCUUUACUUAUUGAACACUCAGCAGAAAAGUACUUACGACUUGCAAGUUAGAUAUUAACAAAGAAAACCCUUUGAUUUGUAGAUUUAAAGAUUAAUCCCCCAAGUUUUCUGCAGACUGCCUUGAAACUUUGAGUUGUUCUGUUUCUGUUAAUUUUCUUUUGCUUUUUUGUGUUUUUUGUUUGUUUUUACUUUUGCAUUUAAGAACAUUAAAUUUGAUUUUGUUUUGCUCAAAUUUUGUUUUGUUUUUUAUUUUCUGUUAUUUUUUUGCUUAAGUAUUGCACAAAACGUCCAGCUUUCAAGAAAGUGUUGUUUUAUAAAGAGCGUAGUUCCUCUUAAAGAGUCUUAAUUUCGUCCUUUGACAGAUGAGUAGAAGAAAAAGGGAUGUGAAAUGAGAGCACUGCAGUCCAUCUGUCACAUAGAGCCUGUGUGCCCCGGGCCGACGUAACCCUGCGGUGCUCUUUGGUAGGAGGCCUGGGACGGAUUUGGGGUACAGGCUGUGUGAGGAUGCUGUGCGUGGUAGAGACGUGCUCUGUGCGACCUCCAGGUAGGUUCAGUUGCCAAAAAGUUAGGGCAGAUGGGAAGCUGGGUCAGUUCUGUUGCAGUGUCUCCUUUUCGUGUGAACCUCUGCCGGUCCCAAGCUGCGUUCCUGUGCCAGAGGCUGAUCCUGGCUGCCUGCAGCGCUCCCAUCCCCUGCUGACCUUGCCUUGCGUUGGAGAACCUCACUUUCCUUCUUGCAGCAGGACUAGCAGUCGCCCCAGGAAACCUGCACUUCAUCUCUGCACAGCACAGCCUGAGAGCAGCUGAACGCACUGCCCAGCUCCGGUGCUUGCUCUCAGCACUGCCUGGGAUCUGCUGCUGCUGGUAGCUGUGGGUACGGACAGGGCGCAGUGAGCGCCUCCCGCUGCCUUUGAGCAACGUAGGCAGUGUUUGCCCUUUGCACGUUCUGCCUCGCCAGUCCUGCCCGUCCUGCUUGCUCUCUUCUGAGAAGCCCAAUAAAAAGUACAGCAUUCCAGGACGGGGAAUGGAAGCCCACUUUGGCACAGUGGUGCUUUGUAGGGCAGUGGCUGUGCCGGAGCAGUCCCCGUUCCCAAGCGUGCUGUCUGCCAUCCACUUCUGGCUGUCUCUUCCAGCAUCUAUUCCAGAUGUUUCUGUGUUUAUCAUCCAUUUAUCACUUCAACAAAACCUUUUCUGUUGUGCAGGAGAAGGUUUAGAAGCGCUGUUGGGAUUUCUCCCAGAUCACAGCUGCUCAGUGCAGAGCAGUCUUUUGCUGUGUCCCAUCACCUCACUACUUCACUGUUCCACUGGAGUGAACCUCAAGUGGUUUCCAGUUUCCUCUGAUUCUCUCUUGCCUUGUUUCAUGUAAGAUUUUUGUAACCAAAAGGCAGCUGCUGCUUUACCAGUGGAUCAUGCUGAGAUCCACUCUUCCCAAAUCCAACUUUGCAUCCAUCACCAUUACAGGCAUGCUGCUCUUCACACCACUGCUUGCUCACCAACAACCUCAUUCUCUUUUAACUUUUCUUGGAGGCUUUUUAGCACAACUGUCAUCCAACUGCUUCCUUAUUUCCCCCUCUCCUAUUCUUUACUAAAUAAGAAGGAAAUUCAGGAUAUUGUUUCAGUAGAGCUAUGGAAGUUUCCCCUAAGAGGUGUCUGAUCCUGGACUUGUUUGGUAGUUGCUCUGGGAACAGUUCCUGGGCAGUUCAGCCAAGCAAAGCGUUGCCUCUUGAGUCAGGAAAGGAGGAAGAAAGUGUCCCACUAAAACACCAAGAGCUGACGGUGGCAGAAGCACUUGGUCUGUUGGCUGUGCCGUUCUCACAGUCAGUGUUUGGCUUUAGCAGCUGAGCUCAAGAAAUUAAGCGUAUGUAUUCUUGAUGCUUUUGGCCCUAAACUGUAACCUAUGCAUUGCACUGGUAAAGGGCAAAAAGAAGCUGCUGGAAGUGGAAGCUGGCUUGUAAGACCAGAAAGGUGCAAAGAGCUGGCCGUCCUUCCCACAUCAUCCACACACCUCUCUUUCAGGCUGAGCCCUGAUUUCACCUCUUUCCAAAGCAGUCUUGGCCUCAUAGCUCUCAGGGACUUGAAGGUAAGAAAGGUUAUCUGCAGUUUUCAUCCUUUCAUUCGAGGUGUUGUGGUUCCUUUCAGGUGACCCUUCUGUCUAUGGAUCACAAGGUCUUACAAGAACGUGACUGGAGCUUGGUCGUGUUGCUCAGCAGUCCCAUCCUAUUGCUGCUUAGGGUGUUACGAUGGGAUUUUCAGGAGCUGGGUUCUGUAGACCAUCCAGGAGAUGUUUUAUAUGGUGUCAGGACCCUGAAUGUGGAACGCUCUCCUUCUCUUACUCAACAUCCAUCCAUUUCUCUGCUUCUGUUUUUCCAACACCUGCUGUGCUUGGCAGCCCCAAGGGAUGGCUGUGCUGUUUGGGACUGCGCCAGCCCUGCAGGGUGGGCUGUGUUCUUCAGGGACUGCAGGGUUUCACUCUAAAACGAGACAGUGCUGAGCAGAGAGCUGUCCUGAGGGUGGCUCAGAGCUGCCCCUAAACUUCUCUGAAAAUGUUCUGGAGUUGAGCUGCGUUGUGCAGAACUUAACAAACAAACAAACCCACUAAAAUGCAGGGGGUUUUUUUAGGUUGAAAAAUUAAAAAAAAAAAAAAAAAAAAAA
Tympanuchus pallidicinctus (lesser prairie-chicken) is the source of this 4906-nucleotide messenger RNA. It is a transcript of the gene ELAVL1, whose product is annotated as ELAV like RNA binding protein 1. Gene Ontology annotation, cellular component: ribonucleoprotein complex. The record is from RefSeq and is a predicted model, not a curated record. Lineage: Eukaryota; Metazoa; Chordata; Aves; Galliformes; Phasianidae. The transcript is spliced from 7 exons. Gene Ontology annotation, molecular function: RNA binding. The coding region runs from base 119 to 1213 and encodes 364 amino acids.